This is a messenger RNA of Paraphaeosphaeria sporulosa, 1560 nucleotides long. Its product is annotated as uricase. Gene Ontology annotation, biological process: purine nucleobase catabolic process; urate catabolic process. The record is from RefSeq and is a predicted model, not a curated record. NCBI's taxonomy places the organism in Eukaryota, Fungi, Ascomycota, Dothideomycetes, Pleosporales, Didymosphaeriaceae. The transcript is spliced from 3 exons. The coding region runs from base 300 to 1199 and encodes 299 amino acids. Gene Ontology annotation, cellular component: peroxisome. Gene Ontology annotation, molecular function: urate oxidase activity.
AACGGCCGCUGUUUUCUGCAUUUCCAAACGUCUCACGCGAUCCAAUUGUGCAUUGCAUAUUCUGCCACACUGCCGCUCGCUGCCGUGUCCGCUUCGGCGAAAUCCGCUCGGCAACCUGUGGAGAUAAGCCGUUCUUUUUUGAAGUAUAUCUACUGCAUAGCUCCCGCGUAGCAUAUCUCCCCUCACCACUGACCAAGCUUCACCUCCACCUUCACUCCUCCUGUGUCGCCCUCGUGGAACGUUGACUUCCCUUUACUCUUCACACAGUGUUGCCAUCUAUAUUCCCCCAAACCAUCAGCAUGCCUCAGCUCAGCUACGCCAAGUACGGCAAGGACAACGUCCGCCUGUACAAGGUAGACAAGAAUGAGAAGACGGGCGUGCACACCGUCAUUGAGCAGACCGUCUGCACUCUUCUCGAGGGCGACAUUGAAACUGCCUACACCGAAGCCGACAACGGUCCCGUCGUUGCCACGGAUACCCAGAAGCAAACCAUCUACAUCAAGGCCAAGCAGCAUGCCAUCGACCCGCCUGAGCAAUUCGCCGCGAUUCUCGGCGACCACUUUGUCAAGACCUACCCGCACAUCCACGCCGCACAUGUCAAGAUCAUCCAGCACCGCUGGACGCGCAUGACCAUCGACGGCAAGCCGCACCCACACUCGUUCUUCCGCGAUGGCGAGGAGGUCCGCGUUGUUGAGUCCGUCACCCGCGAGAACCAGGGUGUGGAGAUCAAGUCCAAGAUCGAGAAGCUGCUCGUGCUCAAGAGCACCGGGUCUGCCUUCUAUGGCUUCCACCGCGACGAGUUCACGCGGCUGCCGGAGACUUGGGACCGCAUCCUUAGCACCGAGGUUGAGGCCGGCUGGAAGUGGAAGACAUUCAAGGACGUCGCUGAGGUGAAAAAGGUGGACUUCAAUGGCGCGUGGCAGCGCGCCAGGGAAAUCACACUCAAGAUUUUCGCCGAGGACAACAGCGCGAGCGUGCAAGCCACCAUGUACAAGAUGGGCGAGCAGAUCCUUGCUGACGUACCGCUCGUUGAGGAAGUCGACUACGUGCUGCCAAACAAGCAUUAUUUCGAAAUUGACCUAAGCUGGUACAAGGGCCUCAAGAAUACGGGCAAAGACGCCACCGUCUUCGCGCCCCAGUCCGACCCUAACGGCCUCAUCUACUGCACCGUCGCCCGCAAGCCCAAGUCCAAGCUAUAGAGUCGACCAUGUUCUUGUCACGACUUUACGAUCUUGUACCAUACGCCAGGCAUAUUUCGGUCGUUUGCUCCGUUUCUCGUAUAUUGUUUGAAUCCUAUGGCUUGAGAAGAGAGUUGUCGCGCAAGGGGAGGGGCUGGCUGCGCAAUGAGAGUAGUAAACGUUAUAUACCCAGGGGUAGAUUUAGCUGAUAUGCAAUGAUAUGAGAGAGUAGUUUACCAUAUAAUUGGCGGGCCUGGAUGAUUGUGAAUCCGCGACUUUGAUGCUCUGAUUUCAGAUAUAUGUGACGCCAGCCGGGGGAUACUCAAAGGUCGCGACGACACCGCAACGACGCGGAGACGGCAUUGCAUACAAGCAACAGAAC